AUGGAGCGGACGGGUAUGCUAGUGGUAGCUCUAAUUUUGUUCGCGGGUGUACUGCCCGCGGUGGCAGCUGCAUGCCCACUGAAUAUCACCGGGGAACUGGAUGCGUAUCCAGCGAUGUAUGAGCGAUGCUCAAUUCACAAAUAUCAUUGCUGCGAAGGCAUCGCCGACUUGAUCAAAAUCCUGCAGUACUCCUGGAUGCACAACAAUCGUUCUUUCCUAUUACCCGACAACCGUACAGCCAAAUCCUGCGUCGAUGAAUUCAGCGAGCAGCUCAUAGAUCGCGGGGUCGACUCCGAACUCCUCGCAACUUGUGGGCUGGGGGUCCAUAGCUUCCUAAGCGGUUCUUCCUCCUGCAACAAUAUUACGGAUUUUCACAGCUUCGAGAAGGCGGUCAACGUGUCUGCCCUGCGGCAAGACUGUAAGGCAGGGGGGCCAGGCGAUUUCGAGUGCAGGAACUGCGUGAGGGCGAUGGGCAUGGCGGUCUGUUCCUUGAAUCAAAUCCCCAUCAAGGGGAAGUCCAAGUGCCCCGAAUUCGUGCUAACUUACGUGGGAGGAGGCAUCAACUGCUACGACGCCCUCGGCCCUGACGCCGCUUUUUGUAUUCUUAGCGUCGACAAUUUGUCUGCUGUGGCAACCGCCUUGGGUCCUCCGCCUCGAAGGCAUAACAGAGCGGCUCCCAACGCGGUUAACAAGACGCUUAUCAUGACGCUCGUUCCUUCCCUGGCGGUGCUCAUUCUUGUGUUGGCCACCGUUUUUUGGUACCUCCGAAGGCUGCGCAGCGGGAAGGAAAGCCAACAGAGGAAGCUGAUCCGGAGGUAUGAGAUCCUCAGCGAGAGCACCGGUUUGAUUUUCUUCAACAUGCCGGAGAUAAAAGAAGCCACGGAGAAUUUCUCGGAGUCGAAUCUGAUCGGGGAGGGGGGCUUCGGUAAGGUCUACAGAGGCACUCUGGCAGACGGAAGGCGAUUAGCUGUGAAGAGAUUUAAGGACUUGAAGCAGAGAGCAGAAGAGGAGUUCAGCCACGAGGUCCAGGUCAUUAGUAGCGCUAAGCACCGGAACUUGUUGCCUCUGAAAGGCUACAGCGUGGGGAUCAUCGCCCAAGUGAUAGAGCAGGUUCUGGUCUACGACUUGAUGGAGAACGGAAGCCUAGCGGAAUAUUUCUUUAGCUCCACGAAGCCAUGUCUGACAUGGCCGCAGCGGUUUAAGAUCUUUGUGGGAAUAGCGAGGGGGCUCGCUUACCUGCACGAAGAUGCGAAGCCGGCGAUUCUUCACAGGGACGUGAAGGCGGCGAACGUUCUGCUGGACGAGGAGCUGAGCCCUCUCGUGGCGGAUUUCGGGAUGGCCAAGUUCAAGACGGCAGGCAAGACGCACUACACUACGCGCACCGUUGGUACGAUGGGCUACGUGGCUCCCGAGUACGCGCUCUACGGCUACCUUAACGACAAGAGCGACGUCUUUAGCUUUGGUAUCGUUGUGCUCGAGCUCUUGACGGGUCGUCGGGCUUUCGACUCCAGCACUAAUCGGCUUGAGCACAUCCUCGUUUCUGACUGGGUGGUGGACAUGAGUCAGAAUGGGAAAUCUAGCGAAAUAAUAGACGAGAGGAUUCGGGAUUCCGGUUGCAAGCAGGAUAUGGAGAAGGUGUUGUUGCUGGCGCUGCAGUGCGCCCACCCGAGAGUUGGAUGUAGGCCUUCGAUCGGCGAGGUGCUCCUCAUUCUGGAAGGCAUGGAGAGUCCUUCGCCAAACAUGAUUUGUGCACUGCAGAGCAUGGAGGUGGACCUGGAGUCUUCCUUGAAUAACAGAGGCGACUUUACAUGGCUUAUGUCUUCCGAUACUGCCGAUGGCCUCUUUUUGUCCAAUUCCAGCUCAUCUUCAGGCUCCCGUGAUUUCUCAGUAUGA
Molecule: messenger RNA, 1893 nt
Organism: Cryptomeria japonica (Japanese cedar)
Lineage: Eukaryota; Viridiplantae; Streptophyta; Pinopsida; Cupressales; Cupressaceae
Product: probable LRR receptor-like serine/threonine-protein kinase RKF3
Exons: 1
Coding region: 1-1893 (630 amino acids)
Biological process (GO): protein phosphorylation
Molecular function (GO): protein kinase activity; ATP binding
Source: RefSeq, a predicted model, not a curated record